AGAAUAGCGCUGCGGACUCGUGAGCUGGGGCUGGGUGGAUCAAUCAACAGCGUUGCCGCUUUUACAUUGCACAUACCUGCUUUCCUUGAUGAAUCACGCAACUGCUAGCGCCACAUAUCGGAAAGAAAACAAUUUUCGAACUUGAAACCAGUCUUCGUCACACAAAACCAGCCAAGUUGACGACAGGCUUAUUUUAUUUCACUGAAAUAUACCGCAAAAAUUGAAUUUGUUUCCUCAAUGGCCUAUCAACCAAAGUACUCGUCGUUUGACAAGGACGUCGAUGAUGACGCUUUUUUGCGGCACUCGAAGAGUGGCUCAUCGGGCUACAUGUUCCAGUCGGAUGACUUGUCCAGAGAGCAGCAGGAAUUGGAGGAAAAGCGGAUGCAGCUGCUCGAAAAACGCAGGCAGAUCGAGGAACGGACCAUUGAGUCCUCCAACAGGUCCAUCGGACUUUUGAGGGAUUCUGAACAAAUAGGCGUUGCGACUGCCGAGGAAUUAGUGCGGCAGCGAGAGCAGCUGGAAAGAACCGAGUCAAGAUUGGACGAGAUAAACAAUACUUUACGCUUCAGUCAGAAACAUAUCAGUAGCAUCAAGAGCGUUUUUGGCAGUCUUAAAAAUUACAUUAGUGGUCGAGCCAACAGCGCAAAUGCUAAUCCAUCCACUUCGAGCCAAAGACCAACAGAGGUCUCUCAGGAAACCUCGGCCCUGGCCAGUCGCCUGCAAGAAAUGAAGCCUGAAAGUCCAAAUGAUGAUCAUCCUGCUCUUCGAAUCCGAGGGUUAGCAGAGGAUAGACCGUAUGCUGGCUCUGCUGCUUAUCAAGAUGCCAACAGGGUCCUUGACAACAAUUUAGAUGAGAUGUGCAGCUCUCUAUCUCGUCUUAAAGGACUUGCUCACGGUCUGAAUGAUGAGAUUCUCAGUCAAAAUGAGAUGGUUGAUCGAAUCACUACAAAAACAGAGAAGGCUGACACUACUAUUGAUCAUCAAAACCGUGAUAUGCGCCGCUUGCUGAAGAAAUGAAUGAUGUUAUUUUACUUCAUUUGCCGUAAAUUCCAUUCCGAAAUAGAUUAGUCGGCAAGUUUAUUAUAAUUUCUGCUAUAAUCUGCCUUAUUUAAUACUGAUGUAUUACAAUUACGCCCACUCUUGUGUGAAGUUAAUGCUUAAUUUUUUGCUUAAUUUGCAGCCCUAAAAGUCGUGCAGUGCUAUGAAAUGCCAAGAGCAGUUAUAUUAAUUUCAGAUUUUAUUAAAAUUUAUGCAAAAGUUAUAUAAGAAUUUUGAAAAUAUGGGAUAUUUUAAUACAUCACGUUUCAAUCUUUCACAGCUUGAUGCUCUGUUUGUUUAAAUGCAAUACUCUGUUAUUUUAUUAUGCUGCUAUAGCAAUAUUAUAUGUAUGAUUAGUGAUUAUUUUUGUGAUCUUUCAAGAAACGUGCUAAUUGUAAUUGUAUCAUGACAAAAUAUAAUGUGUCACCUCAAAACCAUGUCAUCUCGUUGGAGUCGUCUUAUUUGGGACCAUUGUGAUUAUUUUUGUCAAAAGGUAAAACAGAAAUAAAAAUCUCAUUUAAUUUAUAUUUCAAAAUUA
Neocloeon triangulifer is the source of this 1576-nucleotide messenger RNA. It is a transcript of the gene Snap29, whose product is annotated as synaptosomal-associated protein 29. The record is from RefSeq and is a predicted model, not a curated record. Bases 238 to 1017 code for a protein of 259 amino acids. NCBI's taxonomy places the organism in Eukaryota, Metazoa, Arthropoda, Insecta, Ephemeroptera, Baetidae. The transcript is spliced from 6 exons. Gene Ontology annotation, molecular function: syntaxin binding; SNAP receptor activity. Gene Ontology annotation, biological process: synaptic vesicle fusion to presynaptic active zone membrane; exocytosis; synaptic vesicle priming. Gene Ontology annotation, cellular component: SNARE complex; plasma membrane.